Molecule: messenger RNA, 1914 nt
Organism: Pocillopora damicornis (cauliflower coral)
Lineage: Eukaryota; Metazoa; Cnidaria; Anthozoa; Scleractinia; Pocilloporidae
Product: histamine H2 receptor
Biological process (GO): G protein-coupled receptor signaling pathway
Cellular component (GO): membrane
Molecular function (GO): G protein-coupled receptor activity
Source: RefSeq, a predicted model, not a curated record
UUCUUUCAGCCGCCGAAGCUUCAAAGCAAACUAAAACUAGACGAACAGUUGCUCCACCAGUUACAAAAAUCACCCAAGACUAUGAACGAAACAACUUUCCCCCCUGCGAUUUCUGCAAGAUCUUCGCAAUUCAUUUUUCUCGCAGCGUUAAGCUGUAUUUCUGGAGUUUUAUCCAUAUGUGGAAACAUAGUGGUCCUGAUCGCCAUAUUUCGCACCAAAUCCCUACAUACCAUCUCAAAUUAUUUUAUUGCAUCGUUGGCCGUUGCUGAUCUGAUGGUGGGAAUUCUCCUCAACCCCAUCUUGGCUGCGAAAGCCGUCAUUUUCAGCUAUCUGGAUCCCGAACGCCCUCUAAAAGGGUCUGUAUUCGACAAGGUGGAAGACUUUGCGUGGAUCCAAGCUGUUGUUGCGACAACUUUCGGCCUGACAGCCAUUAGCAUUGAUCGCUAUAUCGCUGUGAAAUUUGGGUUCAGAUACGAAACCCUAAUUACUCCUAAAUUCUGCCUCCUUGCAACAGCUUCUGUGUGGCUCGGCUCGUUCGUCUUUGCCAGCGUUCGGCUAUUUCUUGAUAAACCCCAAGAUUUAUCGACACUUUGGCUCAUUAUGGGAGUCAUAACAUGUAUUUUUCCGACUCUAAUCAUAACAUUUUGUUACAUGAGCAUUUUCAGGGAAGCGAAACAACAAAUUCGGAAAAUCAAACAAGAAAGCUCACUUGCAGCGAGACAAGAACAAACGCGUCGUAAUAACCCGGCUGGUGUUAGCCACACGAAAACUGCUUUUACAGUUGCCAUUGUGAUUCUACUUUUUAUAAUUCUGUGGGUGCCAAGUUUGGCCACCGCGGCCACUCAGUUCAGCCUAUCAGGGUCAAACAAACCUAAAGAUCAAGUAACUUUGGUGAAAUUAGAGCGCGAAGUUUGGAUGUGGGUGUCCUUAGUGGCUUAUCUGAGUUCAGCCAGCAACCCUUGGGUCUACUCUAUUCGUUCCAGAGAAUUCAGAACUGCUUGUAAGAAAAUUUUCAAUUUCUUUGGGAGCCAUUCUAGAGUGGAACAUUUCUCUGUAACUGCAAGCGAGUUUACUGUUGGUUUAUGAAACUAGACAAUAUCUAAGUCGCCUCACCUACUGAAGACGUAAACGUUUGCAUGCUGGAAUUGAGAUUUAUUAGCUCUAAAUUUUAAAAAUGUAAGAAAAUUAACCCUUUCUAUGUUAUUUAUUUGCCUCACUGCAGAGGGAUAAAAAUAGAUCAAGAAAUGAUAACGAGAAAAAGACUCACAUCCCACGUCGGGAAAACAAACAUGUCUUUUCUUUUCGUUCCAUUUUUCAAUAAGCAAAGUCAGGAUGCGUUCUAUAAUCGGUCUUAAUCCUCUCAAUCAUUUGUCUUACCGCUCCUUUGGGUAUCCUCUUUAUUCUUGGAUGGCUUAGCGUAAUCAUCGAAAAAUUGAUUCACAAUGUUGUAUUGGUUCUUUUUUUCGCGAUUCCCAUUAUUGCUUUCGUAAUAGGUGCCAUUAAGUAUGCAAUUUAAGGAGAAUCAUUCGUUGAAAUUACAAGGUAGAGUCAAUAACUUUAUUAUUUUCUAAAUAGUAACCAAAGAGAUCGUCUUAUGAAGAUAGCUAAUUUUUUAUAUACAAAUAUAAAAGAUGCUAUAAUAUUUCAUCUUCUUUGUAAGUUUGGAAAGAUCACUGAGUCAAGACAUUGCAAACAUUCGUAAAAUACGUUCAUAGCCAUUUAGUCAGUUGAUUUUCAAAGCUUUUUUUUUUCAUUGACCACAAAGCUCUUCAUUAAAAAAGCGCAUCACGUACCUGUUCCAUAGUUGAAUUCGCGCUUGCUGGUGGCCAAUUUUUAAAAAUGAAGUAAUUAAUGUAGAAUUUCAGUGUUUAUGGGAUAGUCCUUUUGAAAUAAAAAACAUUUCUUAUCAUCAAA